AUGCAGCUUCGACAAGCGACGUUUGUUCUACCAAAGACUGGUCAACGUUUAAGAGGGCUUGUCAAUCUCCGGAGCUCACAUAUUGCAACCAGCAAUGAUGAUGAGGAGCGACGAGGCCUUCUCUCGGGGGAGGUCUCCACGAACCGUCAAGACGUUCUAUCGCCAGUCUGGAGUCGAUUUUCGGAUGUAUGGCACUGGACGCGUGAUUUUGUCACCUCCGAGCCCGGAAUAGGGGUUUUGAAGUGCAGUCUGGCCUACCUACUCGGGUCUCUUGCUACUUUUAUUCCCGUGGUUGCGGCUUUCCUGGGCCAUCAAGAUGGCAAGCAUGUGGUGGCUACUGUCACAGUAUAUUUCCAUCCAGCGCGGACACAAGGCAGCAUGUAUAAGGCGCUGAUUUGCGCUCUCUUGGCCUUCCUAUAUGCAGCCUUCAUUUCUCUAACGAGCAUGUGUGUUAGCAUGUUCUUCCAGGAUACGCUGGGUAUGCGCGCGGUUGGCCAUGCCGUUGUCCUGACAGUGUUCUGCGGAGGUGGCUUGGGUUUCAUAGGAUGGACGAAGCAAAGAUUCGGCGAUCCGCUUGUGAAUGUAGCCUGUUCUCUUGCUUCGCUUGCGUCGAUCACCGUGUUGACCAAAGAAGGUGCGGUACAAAGCGGAGAUUUGUCCUUCACUAAGGUCGUCCAAGUCUUGAAGAUGGUCAUCAUGGGUGUCACCGCUACCAUGGCCGUGUCAUUCUCGAUAUUCCCAGUCUCCGCGCGGAAAAAGCUACGCUCGAACCUCGCUAUUGUGACGGAGACUCUGGCAAUCAUGCUGGUCCUCAUUACAGACAGCUUUCUGAGUGGCUCUGAGGAGGAACUCCAGACGACCGAGUUCCUCAAUGCAGCUGAGAGCCACAAAAAGGCAUAUGCCCAGCUCGAUAAGCUUGUCCGAGAGGCAAAGCUCGAGCACUACGUCGCGGGGACAGAGAAGGAAUACAGGCUAGAAAAGAACUUAGUCCGAUGGGUCCAAGAUAUCACACACAAUAUGGGGGGACUUCGCAGCGCUGCUUCGCUGCAAUUUCAACUUCUGAAGCAAGCGAAGCUGGCUGAACCACAAUCUUGCCGCGAUAGAAAGCAUGCGCCCAAUAGCACUGACCAUUUACCAUCACCAACUCAGUUACCCUCGCACGGGCACAAUACACUUCUCGAAUCAAUUGACGACAUACCUGAACAACGACUUGGAGGAGAAGAAGAGGCUGCAGCUGAAGAUGAUCAUCGAGACAGUGGAGACCACUCUGAUCCUAAUCCGGCCCGAGACGAAGGAUUUUCUGCCGAGCAUACCCUUCAACCCGAAGACUUGUUUGCGCUAUUCAUCAGUCACUUAGGGCCUUCCAUGCGGUCCCUUGCUUUCACUUUAAAAGAAAUUUUCAAAGAGAUCCCUUUUACGCCGGCGCCUGACUAUAAAGUCUCUGUCAACAGUAGGUUCCAUGUUAGUCUUGAUCGCGCGCUGGACCUUUAUCAAGAAUCGCGAGAGAAAGCUCUGAAGGUUAUCUAUAGGCAGAAGGAGCUUUUACAGAUCCAAACGCCGGAGGUAGAAGCGGAUCUCGAGGAAGUUUCUGCCAGCUGCGGUCAUUUCAGUUUCUCACUGCUAGAAUUUGGCGAACAGCUGAAAGACCUGCUGCGUAUCUUAGACGAACUACAACUCGAAGCAGAGGAGAGACCUAAUGGGAGAUCAUGGAGCUGGUUGAAAGUAUGGCGGUGGAGAACAGCUCAAACCCAGAACACGAAGCCGCUCGAUUCUGAACAACCGCUACUUGGGCCAACGGUAGGCGAAGGCGUGACUCCUGUGGCUUCUAUCAGUCCCUUUGGGCUGGAAGGUAGACAGACACCUCCAACAAAACGCCCGGAAAAACCGCCCGCGAAGGAGCGCCUCAGUUAUCGGAUCUGGAAAUCGCUUGGAGUUUUCCGACGUGAAGAUACAAAGUUCGCGAUCAAGGUCGGCACAGGAGCAGCCCUGUACGCUUUGCCGGCCUUCCUUGAACCCACACGGCCUUUUUAUUCUCACUGGAGAGGUGAGUGGGGCUUGUUAUCCUAUAUGUUGGUGUGUUCUAUGACAAUUGGGGCGUCCAAUACCACUGGAUAUUCUCGAUUCUUAGGUACAUGCCUAGGAGCGAUCUGUGCUAUCACGGCGUGGUACGUGACUGAUGGGAACGUGUUUGGACUGGCCAUUCUCGGUCUGGUCAUGGCAACUUGGACGUCUUAUAUAAUCGUUGUCAUGGGGAAAGGACCGAUGGGUCGAUUCAUUAUGCUCACCUACAAUCUUUCUGUACUGUACGCGUACUCUUUGACGCAAAGAGAGGGUAGUGACGACCAGGACGAGGGUGGAGACUCUCCCAUCAUCACCGACAUAACGCUCCAUCGAGUGGCAGCGGUUUUGUCUGGCUGCAUCUGGGGCAUCAUCAUUACGCGCGUCAUUUGGCCUAUUAGCGCGCGCAAGGAGCUUAAGAACGGCCUGAGUCUACUAUGGCUUCGUAUGAGCCUGAUCUGGAAGCGCUACCCGUUGUCCCUACUGGCGAAACGGGAAAGUUCUACAGGCUUUAUGACUCCAAGAGAGAAGCUGGAGAUUGAGCGGUUCCUGUCCCGUCUGGAAGCUCUUCAAGCUGCAGCUCGUGCAGAAUUCGAGCUGAAAGGUCCGUUUCCCGACGCUGCAUACAGCAAUAUACUCCGCCGUACAAGGAGCAUGGUGGACGCGUUCCACGCCAUGAAUCUAGAGAUGAUCAAAAAUGUACCGGUUUCGGAAGGCGAACUGGCUCUGCUCAGUUAUACAGCUCAGGAAAGAGAGCAUUUGUCUGCUCGCAUUAGCCACUUAUUAUCUGUCAUGGCGUCUUCUAUGAAACUGGAAUAUCCACUGAUGGAUGUACUUCCGAAUAUUGAGCAUGCAAGAGAUCGACUUCUUGCCCGUAUAUUUCACUAUCGCAAGCACCCCCAGGCUUCUCAGCUGACAACAGACGAAGAUUAUGCCUUGCUCUAUGCCUACAUUUUGGUGACAGGUCAAUUGUCAACCGAGAUUGUGGAAAUUAUGGAAGAGAUUGGUAGAUUAUUCGGUGUGCUCAAUGAGGAUGUAGUCAAGUUAGUUUACUAG
Messenger RNA from Aspergillus fumigatus Af293, 3114 nucleotides. Its product is annotated as FUSC family protein. The record is from RefSeq and is a predicted model, not a curated record. NCBI's taxonomy places the organism in Eukaryota, Fungi, Ascomycota, Eurotiomycetes, Eurotiales, Aspergillaceae. Bases 1 to 3114 code for a protein of 1037 amino acids. The transcript is spliced from 5 exons.